AAAAAUGACAGAUAAAACUGAGAUGAAAAGACUUAACCUCUUUGAUUGUGUGAUUUAUUUAUCUUUAUUUCUCGUUUUUUAAAGCGUUGCGUGAGUUGUGUACAUAUAUUUUUUGAAAGUAGUGUGCCCAUAAAGUACUUUGUAAUACCUACAUGUUAAUCUGAAAUCUGUGUAUUGCAUAAAAUUUUAAAAAACGAUGACGACCGCUUAUGGUAUCCAUCUGGGUAAUCAAUCAGCUUGUUUAGCUUCUUUUACCAACGGAGCUGCCGUAGUGAUAGCCAACGAUGCUGGUGACAGAGUAACACCAGCUAUAGUAGCUUUGAAUGGGUCAGAAUGGGAGAUCGGCCUUACAGCCAAAUCUGGUCAAGCUCUUACUAAAUCUAUUGUUAAACACAAUAAACGCCUUAUGAAUUGUGAUUGGAACGAUGAAGACUUGUCUUAUGUUGAAUCUUCAUCCUCUUGCCGUAUUCAAAAUGAAGAAACACUAACAUAUGAAUUUGAAACAAGUGAAACAACUCAAUUCUCAGGUCCUGAUAAUAUUGCCACUAAAAUGUAUGCUAAAUUAUUUACUAUUGCUAGUCAUUCAAUGAGGAAUGAAGGUGAUUUGAAACUGGUUCUAGCAGCACCUUUACAUUGGUCUAAUGAGAGCAGAGAUCGUUUAGUGAAAUCAGCUGAAUUAGCUGGAUUUGAAGUUCUACAAGUUAUUAGUGAACCUGCAGCAGCUAUAUUAGCAUAUAAUGUUGAAGAAGUGGAAGAUGACAUUAAUGUAUUAGUGUACAGACUGGGUGGCUCCACAUGUGAUGCAUCAAUACUUAAGAUUUCAAAUGGUUUUAUAUCAGUUGAGAAAAGCAUUUUUCGUUCAGAUUUAGGAGGGCAAUGCUUAACUAAAGAUUUGGCAGAAUACAUUGCAAAAGAAGUAAAUCAAAAAUGGAAGUUGGAUCCAAGAGAAAGUAAGAGAGCAAUGGCUAAAUUAAUGCAUCAUGCUGACAACUGUAAACAUGUGUUAUCAACUCUAAAUUCUGCUCAUGUUUUCAUUGAAUCAUUGUUGGACGGCGUUGAUUGGAGCCAAAACAUAUCCCGUGCCCGAUUUGAAAAUAUUAUUUCUUCAAAAAUUUCAGUUUAUAUUGAACCUGUACAGAAAUUACUUGAAAACUUUGAUGGGAAAAUAAAUAAAAUUGUUUUAUGUGGUGGCAGUAUGAAAAUACCAAAAUUUCAAUCUGCCAUAGCUAAUCUUCUUCCAGAUGCUGAACUUCUUUCUGGAUUAAAUCCUGAUGAAGUAAUUGCAAUGGGUUGUGCUCGGCAAGCUGGAAUGUUGUUUGAUAUUCCAGAAUUUAAUCUUCAUGAUGUCAGUACUGAAGUGGAAUUUUUGGGAAAAGAUAUUUAUUUGAAAUAUUUAGACCAAACAAUUCAAAUAUUCAAAGAAGGGACACCAACAUAUGCUCAAAACAUAUGCAGUGUGAAUGCUGGAAAAGAUGUAAAAAAUAUAAGCUUCAGUUUGCAUGAGAAUCCUGAGGAAGAAGAGUUUGCUAAGGAAACAUUUGAUGUUGAAAACAUAACUAAACCAUUUACUUUGAAAGCCACUCUACAACAUUCAAAAAUAUUGUUACAAGUUGAAUAAUAAAAUACUGGAUAUUUUAAUUGGCUAUUAAAACCUGCAAUUCUAUUUCAUAAUAAUCAUAU
Diatraea saccharalis (sugarcane borer) is the source of this 1680-nucleotide messenger RNA. The record is from the annotation of a GenBank genome assembly. Lineage: Eukaryota; Metazoa; Arthropoda; Insecta; Lepidoptera; Crambidae.